This is a messenger RNA of Cavenderia fasciculata, 2472 nucleotides long. Its product is annotated as histone-like transcription factor. Gene Ontology annotation, biological process: regulation of DNA-templated transcription. NCBI's taxonomy places the organism in Eukaryota, Evosea, Eumycetozoa, Acytosteliales, Cavenderiaceae. The record is from RefSeq and is a predicted model, not a curated record. Bases 1 to 2472 code for a protein of 823 amino acids. Gene Ontology annotation, cellular component: nucleus; CCAAT-binding factor complex. The transcript has 2 exons. Gene Ontology annotation, molecular function: DNA-binding transcription activator activity, RNA polymerase II-specific; protein heterodimerization activity.
AUGUCUGAUCCAUAUGAUCGUUCCCCUUAUUAUCCAGUUAAACUGGAAGCUGCUGAAGAAGACUCUGAACCAGAUGGAGAUUUGAUUCAAAUAUACAGCCACGAAUCAAAUCCAAUUAUUGGUCAACAACCAACCACCGAUCAAAAUUUCUUCCAACUUUCAUAUCAACCAGAAAUUCAAAAUCAACAACAACCACAACAAGAGGAGGAAGAAGAAAAUGAUGGAGAAGAGGAUGGCGAUGAAGAAGAGGAAGAGGAAGAAGAGGAUGAAGAACAAUUGGAUGAUGAAGAACGAGUUGAACCACCAAUAGUUCAACAAGAAAUGUCAAUGGAUCAUCCAUCAUCAUCAUCAUAUAAUAUGCAAGUUGAAUAUAAUCAAAACAACAACAACACCAACAUGUAUUCUUCAAUAAUGACACCAAGAGGUGGUGGUGGUGAUGAAAUGAUGGAUGAUACAUAUACACCAAGAAGUGAGGAACAACCUCCUUCAACUCCAUCUAUAUAUCAACACCAACAACAUUUAAUGUAUUCAACACCACCACAAACACCACAAACUCCAUCAACACCAUCCACAUAUUAUCCAACAACCAGCAUGACUUCAACAUCUACUGCAACAACCUCUUAUUACCAACGGAUGGCCUUGCCAUCUUCUACAUCUUACCUUUCACCAUCUUCAUCAACAUCAUUUUAUUUCCCUCCACCAAAUAUACAACAUCAUCAACAACAUCAUCAACACCAACCCGUUGAAUCAAGAUCACAACAACAUCUUCAAAAUUUGGAAUAUAUUAACAAACCAAAGAUGAGACAACAAUCUUUUCAACAACCUCAACAACAACAACAACAACAACUAUCACCACCACUCACCCCAAAAAUUUUACAUAGUAGUCAAGAUGGAUCUGGAUAUUAUUAUGUUGGUAGCGAUCAAUCAUCAAUGAAUAUGUAUCCGCCGCCGCCACAUCCCAAUACUCUUCAUCCUUAUACAUCACAACAACCACCACCAUCCCCUCAACAACAACAACAACAACAAUAUUCCACACCACCCAACUUUUCAUUGUAUCAUUCUGGACCACCAACACCUACUUUGACAUCACAACAACAACAACAACCAAACCAACAAAUUAUUUAUCAUAUAUCAAACAAUCCCAUCACUUCCGAUACUAACCAUAAUUAUCAAAAUCUUCCGAUUCAUACCAGGAGGAAUGUACAUGUACAACCUUUAUUAAAUCUAUCCAAUAGAGCACCCCCACCCAACACUAGAUCACCGCCACUUACACCCACCUCUCCCCAUACACCUCAUUCACCAUAUCCACCCAACUCUCCCUAUCCACCAAACUCUCCUUAUCCACCCAACUCUCCUUAUCCUCCACAACAAUCAUAUGGAACUGUGAUGUACCCAAUGCAACGAAUUAAUAAUGGUGAACCAUCGUCAUCAUCGUCGUCGCUGUCAAUGUUGACAGGAAGUGGAGAGACACCACCACUGACACCCAUGCCAAUGUCACCGCAUGUUACACCGCACAAUCAUCAACAAUAUAGUCCUCAAAUGUCACCACUCUCUACACCACCCAUCACACCUCCAUCUGUAUAUUUCCCAAGUACUUUUUCUUCACCUACCAACUCUCCAAGAUUACCUCCCAUCUCUGGAGGAGGACAGACUUCUCUACUACAAGUUCCCAAUUCACCUCGAGUCGAUGGAAAUACAGCAAUGCAACAAGCACACUUGAUCAAUCACAAAAGACAAUACGACUUUAGUUUGGACAAUGCAUUAAAGAGUGUUUGGAAGACGGCCAAUGAAGAUAUACAAAAUGCAACCGUCAUUAAUAUUAAAACCAAUCCACUUCCACUGGCACGUAUCAAGAAAAUAAUCAAAUCUGAUUCUUCGGUCAAGAUGAUCAGUUCCGAGACACCCUAUUUGUUUGCAAAGGCAUGUGAAAUAUUUAUUCUAGAGUUGACUGCCCGUUCUUGGGUCCAUACCGAUCUUGGCAAACGUCGCACUCUUCAACGAUCAGAUAUUGUCCAUGCAGUCGCUCACAAUGAGACAUUUGACUUUUUAAUCGAUACCGUUCCACGUGACGAAAUCAAACCAAAACGGUUGGAUGAUCCCCUCAAGGGUACAACCUAUUACAAUUCACAUGAUGGUCUACAACAUUUACAAUACCUUCAUCUCCAAAAUCACUUGAAUGAAAUUAAAAGAAAUGCAGCUUUUAAUGGAACAAGAAUCUAUAUAGAAACUUCAAAACUACCAAAUCAACAUGAUAAAAGAACACUUUAUAAACAACGUUUACAAUAUCAUCAUCCUUUUAAAAAUCAUCAUCAAAAAUUUCCUCAACCAAAACAACAACAAAGACAACAACAAAAUCAACAAACAUUUAAUAAUAAUAAUAAUAAUAAUAAUAAUUUUACAACUCCAAGAUCAUUAGCAAUUGAUGAAAAUGAAGAAGAUGAAGAAUUUGAGGAUGAUUAUUCAGAUGAUUAG